CUCCUCACUUACUCGUAAAAUUAACAAUUGCAUUACGUUCAACUUAACAAAAUGACAUGUUGUUUAGUAACUACAUUAAUCUUUAUUGUUCUAUUAGUGUUUUUCUUGAGGAAGAAAGAUCCUGAUGCAAUAUUAGGUAUAUACUCUGUGCCCGGCAAAUGGUAUUAUUUAAAAUAUAUAGUGUUUUCAUGUCUUUAUUACUAUAGAAAGUAUUCGAAGAAAAACAAUGGAGCUGGUACGGAUGGGCAAGCGGGGCAGGGAAUGAGAGCCAUAGCAAAUCCGUCGGAAAUGGAUAGAGCGCAACCUCUGAGUGAGCACGCUAAGGCUUUCGACGCAGUAUUCUUCAUAUCGGCGAUGAAAGAUGAAAAAGAAGAUAAGGGCGUGUACAUAAUAUCAGGAUGCGAGCGACGACCAAUGGGCAUGUGCAAUGGGCUCUUUUACAUCGGGUUGCCGGGUAAAGGUCUUCUGUGCAGCAAGAAGAUACCGGAUACAGUGCUAUUCGGUGCUCAGAUUGGUGAAUUUGGAGCGGAAGGUAUAAUGAUUAAACCCGUUGAACCAAUGAAGAAGUGGGCCGUGUCUUAUAAAGGCCCAAUGUGGUAUCAAAAUGAGCCAAGCAAGGUGGUAGACGUCGAAUUCAAUGGCGAAUGGAAUGCAACGAGCGACUACUUCGAUUACGACUGUGAUCUACAUCCACCCGCUGUCAUCCGAUCCAUCGCUAGAGAAAAAUGGAGCAGGAAAUACUUUGAGUCACUUAAAACUGCUCACCAAUCUCACUAUGAACAAUUCGGCGAGAUGAAAUGCAAGUUCAAGAUUGACAAGGAGACGUUUGAAUAUACACUGCCGUCAUUCAGAGAUCACAGUUUUGGUCAGAGACGAGAUUGGACUCUAAUGCAUAGGUACGCCUUCCAUCAUAUCUUUCUGGAAGAUGGUACUAAUAUCAGCGUGGGAGUUAUUUGUCAACCCUCCACAGCCACCAGUAUGGAAGCAGGAACGGUGGGUCUGCCCAAUGGUGAGGUUUUACCUAUAAAGUGGGUAGACCUGAAACUGUACCAGCACGGGGAGGGCGGCACAGCACCCCGGGAUUACGCAUUCAGAAUACAAGCUGGAGAUGAGGAGUACACUAUCCAGGUUUUGGUGGAGUACGAAUCAACCCACUACGUGUCUCAAGAGUGGGACGCGCGAAUGGUGGAGCGCUUUUGUAAAUUCAUCGUCAACGGUGUUCCUGGAAGAGGGGUCUCAGAGUUUCACUACCGUCAUAAAGAUGGCCGACCAGAGAGCGUGGCUAAAAACGACCCUGAUUGGUUUAGGAAAAUGUGUCAUAAAAUAUAAAUAUAUUAAAAUAAAUGUUUGUCUAAUAGU
This is a messenger RNA of Vanessa tameamea, 1359 nucleotides long. RefSeq lists its product as uncharacterized. The record is from RefSeq and is a predicted model, not a curated record. The transcript is spliced from 9 exons. Bases 52 to 1329 code for a protein of 425 amino acids. NCBI's taxonomy places the organism in Eukaryota, Metazoa, Arthropoda, Insecta, Lepidoptera, Nymphalidae.